UUCAUAUCUCGCGUUCUCCUCCCACCACCAUCCCCACCAUCACCAUCAUCAUCGCCAGCAUCGCCAGCAUCGUCAGGAUCGUCAUCCUUCCCAUCGAUCCCAUCAUCACCGUCCUUCUGUAGUAAAGGAAGUACGUGUUUCUUGCUGUCCUCGCCGCCAGUCCUGCCAUUCCUGUGUUUUCAUAGGACUCUCCGAUCUCACUUUGUGACUUCGGAUUGGGCAUGUGCUCGUGACCAGGCCGCAAGAGCAUGUACCAGUUUACUACUAUCGUUGCCUCCAUCAUCUUUCAUCCUCAUUUGUUGCGAGUCAGGGCUGCUCACCUUCGCUCCGAAGCCCGGGUGGGAGGGUAACUCGAUUCUUCGAGGGUAUAUCGAACAGCUAAUGUUGUAGCACAAUGACUACUACUUCGCAAACCCCGACCGCGGUCUUGAAAAAGGCGGUCCUUGUUCAUGCGCCCGAUCUCGAUGUUUCCUGCCGUGCCCGCCUUCGUAUUAAUCAUGAUCAAGCUGCUAACCAAGGAUGCAUCUUUCUUUCGAUCACUGCAGAUCUGGCUAACCUGAGCGGCAAAUCACAGGUACUGACUCUGAAUAUCCCUCCGGAAAGUGUCGAACAAUGUGCUCUAGCUCGACAAAGCAAUAGUGAACUCUGUUCCUCUCACUUCGUUUCCAUGCUCCCGGCGCCUGUUACCAAUGUUUCGGCUGUCUCUACACUGAGUCUGAGCCUGUGUGCGACCGGCAUUGUUCUUUGUCCAUCUGAACUGGAUUAUAUAAGCCCAGCAAGACCAGGCGAUCUUGAUAUCCAUUCAUUCGCCAAAAUCUGUCAAUCCAAAUUCCUCUACCUACACUUCUCCAGACGACAAUUUGUGAAUAAAGAACUUGAUAAGCUGGAAAUCUUCUCCCGUGCCCUACGCACAAAGAGUCUUAAACGAGUGUGUUUUGACCACUCUCGUCAUGGCGUGGUCCAGAAAGAUUGGCGUGUCUUCAAUUUAUCGCCCAAUCCACCCCCAUAUCGUCAAGAGCUCCUGUCCGAGCAGUUGGAGCAGGUUGAUCCACCCCUAUACUGUGAGGAGUCCGUGUCAGAGCAGGUAGCUAGAAAACGGCAGAGAGACCCAUGGUCAGUGUCAUCUCAUGAUGAAAGCCGAAAGAGAGUACUCCUUCAAGCCCCUCCACCGAUAGGCUCUCCAACCGAAGUAAAUACGCCGAGUACUCGCUCCCCUUCACCAUCCUCCAUUCGCCCAACCAUCUUUCAGCGUGCUUCCUCACCUGGCGACGCAAUGUGUAAAGAACUUGCGCGUCUAGAGCAUGAGCUCCGUGGUGUUUCUGAUGACCUGGUUUGCGAACUAUUAAUUCGAUCCGGACGAGGACAUUUGCUGGCCACACCAAAGAACGUAGACCGUGACGUACCAUGCGAGGUUCAGAAAGUCGGCUCUACCGAAAUCGAGAUGGUUGAACAACGCCUCAAACGAUAUGUCGAUGAAAUGAUCGAGCGCCGCCUUAAAUCAGGCAUACUGGACGAAGUUAUCGAUAGUGCUGCAAGCGAGUGUCGCGAUCAGAUCUAUGAUGAAUGCAAAACCAACCAAGCCGAAUUUCGCGAACAAGUCGACGAUGGUAACUCCGAGGUACGCAACACAACGAUGGAAUGUCUGAAGGAAAUAAACGAACAAGCACAAAGGCACAUGCAUGAAAUAGAAGAGCAAGCGCAACAGUGCAUGAAAAAUAUCGAGGAUCAGGGAAUCGAAGUUGAGAUGUCUGCGAAGAGGAAUAUUGCAGGGCUCAAGCGCUGGUUCAGUACCCCUGCUCAGUCCUUACCUGAAACCAUGUUAAACCCUAGCCAUGAGAUAGAUACUACUGCCAGGCGCAGUUCCAUUUAGACUCAGUAUUAGGCUCAUAAUCUAUCAUUAUCUUCUGGCCAUCACUUGGU
Molecule: messenger RNA, 1920 nt
Organism: Aspergillus eucalypticola CBS 122712
Lineage: Eukaryota; Fungi; Ascomycota; Eurotiomycetes; Eurotiales; Aspergillaceae
Exons: 2
Coding region: 395-1870 (491 amino acids)
Source: RefSeq, a predicted model, not a curated record